This is a messenger RNA of Glarea lozoyensis ATCC 20868, 1362 nucleotides long. RefSeq lists its product as uncharacterized. The transcript has a single exon. The record is from RefSeq and is a predicted model, not a curated record. NCBI's taxonomy places the organism in Eukaryota, Fungi, Ascomycota, Leotiomycetes, Helotiales, Helotiaceae. Bases 1 to 1362 code for a protein of 453 amino acids.
AUGCGGCCAACGACACCGAGAUUGAACCAUCUUGCGUUUAAACAGAAACCAUUUGUCACCAGAGGAUCGCCAAUUGAUGGCAGAUUCCUCAUCAAGCAUUUCGACCCAACUCCGAGUCCAACACAUAGCCCUAUCCAAGCGUAUAGAGACCUCCUUCGAGCGCUUUCCUACUUUCCAGAUCCAUACGCACGCGAUCUACUCCGGCGAGAUGCGCGAGAACGAUUCGAAAAGCACAAGCCGGAGAAAAAAGCCCGCCUAAGUCAUCGGCUGCAAAAAGCCUACAAGAUCAUCAAAUGCGUCGAACGUGCAAACCAGGGGAUCCGGGAGGACCUGGAGACGGUCCUCAAUAAUGCAUAUGGCAAGAGAGGCAGACGAAGAAGAGUGUUACUAGGUCAGCUGCUAAAGCCCGAGCCGGAUGAUGUACUGCAAGACAGAGGAGCUCUCCAAGCUAUUAUGGAUGACACUCUUGGAGACAAGCCGCCAUCGCCGGCGGCAUUACGGUUUACGCCGCCCGCCAAAUGCAAGGCUAUGAUCGCAAGCUUUCAACGUCAUAUACCUACAGAAUUCCAGAGAGGCAAGAGGCGUCCUGCAAAGCCCGUUUUGAAGAUGCCCAAAAAUCUUUGGGGCCGGGACAUGCCCUUGAAGAGGCACGCAGCUAUCAAGCGGGAGUGGUGGGCGUUGACAUUGGAAAAGCUUUAUCCACCACUUCCAGAACAUGAAUGGGAUCGUCUUCGAGACCUGACGACCGGCAAGAUACGUCUCGAGCCAGUGCCUAGGAGACGGCGACCGGUAAAUAGGGGUUCGUUUGGGCCCGAAGGGGACAACAUGGUUGUGAAGCAUUUGUUAAAUCCUGCGAAAGCCAACGGCAACCUCAAAUUCGAUGAAAGCCGGGGACUUUUGGUGGACACCAAGGGAGAACCUGAGUCGUGGACACCGGGCCUAAAUUAUCAGCGUAGUAUGAGAAGAUUGUAUGGGUCUAUCUGGCAGCUCAGUGCGAAGAUGCAUCGAGAUCCUACGAGCAAGGAAUGGGUUGUCGAAUGGGGAGACAGAAUGACAAUCACCAAUUAUAAAGAAUUUUCAUUACCUACCCUCGAGGAGGAGAGGGUGAUGAAGGAGAUUGGAUGGGAAGGACCACCAGAAGAAGAUCCAGAGCCGCCGCCGAAGACAAGGAAGAACCGGAGGGAAAGGAAACUGGACGAGAAGAAGACGGCCAGUAUAGAUGAACAGUUACCGCCAAAUGAGAAAAAGGCGAUUGUAGAGGAACCGUUACCGUCAAACGAGAACACGGCAAGCAUAGAUGAGCAGCUGCCGGUUGUGAGCGAAGCCGAACCACGUUCUCACCCCAGAAUUCCCCAGGAAUAG